AUGGACGUAGCCUGCGAUGCCCGCGCAACUCAGCUUCCCGGCGAAUUAUCAUAUAUCCAAUACGAACAUGCUCUAGAAGAAAAGUAUCUGCCCGCGAUUCGGGCAUUGAUCUCGAAGGACCUGAGCGAACCGUACAGUAUCUACGUCUACCGAUACUUCCUGUAUCAAUGGGCGCACCUCUGUUAUAUGGCACUCAACCCCGUCGACAAAUCGUUAAUGGGCGUCAUCAUCUGCAAACUCGAACACCAUGCGUCGCACUCACCACCAACGCAUCGAGGCUACAUAGCCAUGCUCGCGGUAACUUCCACGUUCCGAGGCCACGGGAUAGCAACGCGGUUGGUAAAGAUGGCGAUCGAUGCGAUGGCCGAACGCAACGCCGACGAGAUCGUCCUAGAGACGGAGGAGACAAACACCCCGGCCAUGAGACUAUAUGAGAGACUAGGAUUCUUACGGUCUAAGAAACUCCAUAGAUACUAUCUCAACGGAAAUAGCGCUUAUCGGCUCGUGCUACUCUUGAAGUCGACGGAUCCAGAAACGGAUUAA
This is a messenger RNA of Annulohypoxylon truncatum, 543 nucleotides long. Its product is annotated as acyl-CoA N-acyltransferase. Gene Ontology annotation, cellular component: NatC complex. The coding region runs from base 1 to 543 and encodes 180 amino acids. The transcript is spliced from 2 exons. Gene Ontology annotation, biological process: N-terminal peptidyl-methionine acetylation. Gene Ontology annotation, molecular function: protein-N-terminal amino-acid acetyltransferase activity. The record is from RefSeq and is a predicted model, not a curated record. NCBI's taxonomy places the organism in Eukaryota, Fungi, Ascomycota, Sordariomycetes, Xylariales, Hypoxylaceae.